ACUAGUUGAUUUGUGUUUUUGGUUAAAUUAUUAAACUAAAAACAUAAACACUGUGUAUAGUGAUUCGAUUUUCGAUUUCCAUUGUUUUUUGGAAAGAUGGAAGUUCACAUAUGUGAGAUAUGCAUGUCUGACAAUGCUCUUAUAUAUCUCGACAUUUUUGGUGAAGCGAAUUGCAAAAAAAAUAUAUCUACUGUUAUUACCAAGCAUCUUUGGUUUACGUUCGAACCAAACAAUAAGCAGCAGGUCAUUUGUAAUGAAUGCUGGAACACUUUAAACGAGUUCAAUAAUUUCUAUGACAAUAUCGCAAAAAUCCAUCGCAACCUGGAAAAAAACAUUUUGAAGGAGGAGAUCUUAGAUGAUCUUUUUGGCGAUAGUGUUUUACGGGGAAAUCACAAUAACGAUAACGAAAGUUCAGAACAUCCUAUUAUUUCAGAAAAGAAAUUUCCUGGGCCUUCAAAUUUAGAUACUUCAAUUAGCAGAGAGGUAGAGGGCUCCCCCAAUGAAAGCUUUGAAAAUUGUGCAACGCGAACAACAGAAGAGCAGAAAAAAGCAUAUGAGCAGAUCACCACUAUUAAACCACAGGUUGAGACACAAUCUGCUUCUAUGGAAUAUUCAACUAAAAGAACUGGAAGAUAUAAAGCCAAAACAGUUUACAAAGCUGAAUCAUCCUCGGAAGAUAUGAGUAACAAUUUUUCAGAUCUAGAUGAAGUUGAUUUUCAUCAAUCAAUAACCAAUGUACCAAGGAAGCGGGCUCGGUUGGAAGACACAGACUUCGCAAAGAGUGAUACGAAUGAAAGUGAAAGUGAAGCAAAUGCGAAACCGAUAAGGGCAAAACGAAAAAAAGAUCCUAGAUUAUUUGAACAUAUCAAGGAAUUUAUUUGCUAUCAUUGUCCAGAAAAAAUCGAAUUUGAUCGAUUCUAUCAUGCAACGCUUCAUUAUAGAGAAUUUCAUAAAGAGCCAGCCUACAUCAAAUGCAGGAUAUGUGACAAGCGUUGUUAUUCACCGGGAAGCCUUAUUAGUCACAUGGAAGUGCACAAAAAUCCCGACGUAUAUAAAUGUCAAAUUUGUGGUAAGGUGAAUGAUGAACAGGUGUCCUUAGCAAAACAUAUGCGUCUUCAUCGUUCAGAAAUAGUUGAAGAUCUACCAUACGAAUGUAGCCGUUGUCUCCGUCGUUUUUCUUCAGAGAAAAGACGAGAUAGGCACGAGAAAGAUCAUGAUCGAAAGCGAAGUGUAAAACCUACAAAAAUUGUUGGUCGUGAUGAAGAGCUGUUGGAGUUUUAUCGACGAAUCAUUUGUGAUAUAUGUGAACAGCAACGGCCAGUUAACGAUAUCCGACAUGAGACAGAAUAUGACAAUUUACUACAUUUGAAAAAACACAUGCGCGAAGAGCAUGAUGACAAAGGCUAUCUAAAAUGUCAUAUGUGUGAUAAAAAGUGUUAUAUUCGAUCAAUGUUGUUGAUUCAUAAAGAUUUUCAUUUAAAUCAAGACAAAUUCAGAUGCGAGAUUUGUGGUAAUGUAUAUCAAAACUUAGAAAAACAUAAAGAAACUGCACAUGCAGCACAUGGUGAGGCUUUAUUCUGUUGCGAACAUUGUGGUAAGGCGUUGACUAACGAAAAAAGUUUAAAAUCUCAUGUUGAGAGAAAGCAUGCCGUUAAAGAUACUAUUUGCGACAUUUGUCAGAAGCCGUUUCACAAAAGUAUGCUUGAAAGCCAUAAGCGAGUCGUUCACGAGAUGGCGUCUUAUAUGUGCACUAAGUGUCCUCGUAUGUUCAGGAGUAUGUUUUCGUUAAAUAGGCAUUUGGAUGAACAUGAAAAUAAAGUCAGAGAGAGAGUCAAAUGUUCUCUUUGUGGUAUGACAUUCAAGCAUAAGUACAUAUUGCGUAAACAUAUUGGUUCUGUACAUACUACAGAAGCGCCUGUGUCUUGUGAUGUUUGCGGUAAGCAAUUCAAAUCCAAGCAUCAUUUGUGGUCUCAUAAGUCCGACACGUGUAACAAUCGCAGAUUUGCUUGCACAAUUUGCGGACGAGUUUUCAAGGUAAAAGUUCGAUUGAAUGAGCAUAUGACUACCCAUACAGGAAAAAGUUUGUACCAGUGCACAUUCUGUCCGCUUACAUUUAGUUUCCAAUCAAUUCUCUAUACACACCGAAAAAAAGCACACUAUGAGCAGUGGCUUGAGUUGCAGGCAAAACGGGAAGAAGGUGUCAAGUUUAAGGUUCUAGAAGCUCCUGCAUGACUUGCCUAUUCAAUUGUUAUUGAAUUGAUAAACGUGACGAACCUUAAAAUAUAUUCAAAAUUCGGUAUACAGUAAGGUCGUUUUUACGCGGUUUUUUUUUCGCGGGUUGCUUUCCUCCAUUACUCACGGUACAAGAUAUCGACCUCAUUUCAAUCACCUUUUCCGUUUUAGGUCACGAGUGAUCAUAUAGGGUAACGGGGGUAUUUUGGCCCACAUGCAUAUUUUGGCCCACCCGGUAACAUUUUUCGCAUUUUAUCUGAUAAAUUCAAUGAAUAUUGGAAAACUAUGCAUGCAACAUUGAAUAACACACCUAAGAAUCAUACUACACUGUAAUUUUCGCCGAAAAACUGGCUCUAGGUAGUGUUAUUUUGGAAUUAGUUCAUACAUAUUCAAAGUCAUGGCUGCGUCAACCCAAAGUCAAGAGGAAGUGGUAAUAUACAAGUCAACGUCCGGAAGCUAUAGUAACAAAUAUGUAUGCUCUUCAAACAAUUCGUUGUUGUAGUUUGUUUUUAAUGAAAUGUGCGAACACUUCCCAAAGCUGGCCAAAAUACCCCUGUUACCCUAUCAGCUUUCAAAAAAAAAUCACAAUUUUUGGUGUAAAUACUCAAAAUUUAAAAUAUUGCAUUUUGGUCUCUAGAUUGGCCACUAUCAUAUUCAAAUGAGGUUUGAACGUUUUAGGACGGUUUUCUUCGUUGUAUUUGCAACUCAAAAAAGUCGUUUCUUACGCGGGCCCAUACAAAUUUGAAACGCAUCCCCCGCGUAAAAAACGACCUCAGUGUACUUCACAAUGUCUUCUUUGAAACUUGGAAACUGUCAAGUUCUUUUGACGUUGGACUAGCGUCUAUAUCGAAGUUAGGCACCUGAAUUUGAAAAUCUAGUAAUUCAACCAGGGAAAACCAGGAAAAAGUGGUCAGGUUUUGAGCGCUUAUAUAUCAGUCAUUUCUUUUCAGAAUUUCGAGGUUUUGGCAUCAACCGAUCAGAAAUUCUUUUACGGUUGAAUUUAUGUAACAAAAAUAACCUAUUGUUCGAGAUACACUAUUGAAAAAUUGAUAAAUCACAUCGAUUGUCUAAAUCAUACCGAGCAACCAAUCACCACCUCUCUUCACAAGCACAGUCGACACUAACGGAUACAACCGAUCUGACUUUGUAAACAGUCUCGCAGCUUUCAACCAAUAACGAGCUCGCUUUCGGUAGCUGCAACAGGUGUUUCAACACCAUUUUAAAAUGCUUCUUU
Molecule: messenger RNA, 3466 nt
Organism: Wyeomyia smithii (pitcher-plant mosquito)
Lineage: Eukaryota; Metazoa; Arthropoda; Insecta; Diptera; Culicidae
Product: zinc finger protein 83-like
Exons: 7
Coding region: 97-2232 (711 amino acids)
Biological process (GO): regulation of transcription by RNA polymerase II
Cellular component (GO): nucleus
Molecular function (GO): DNA-binding transcription factor activity, RNA polymerase II-specific; zinc ion binding; RNA polymerase II transcription regulatory region sequence-specific DNA binding
Source: RefSeq, a predicted model, not a curated record